Molecule: messenger RNA, 603 nt
Organism: Oncorhynchus kisutch (coho salmon)
Lineage: Eukaryota; Metazoa; Chordata; Actinopteri; Salmoniformes; Salmonidae
Gene: h2bk1
Product: H2B.K variant histone 1
Exons: 3
Coding region: 122-472 (116 amino acids)
Cellular component (GO): nucleosome
Molecular function (GO): DNA binding; structural constituent of chromatin; protein heterodimerization activity
Source: RefSeq, a predicted model, not a curated record
UGGCCACUUAAAAACAGGUUGUGACAACUGGAUGAGGUGGAAAUGACAGAUGACUAGAUAACAACAGUGCGGACAGCAUUAGAAAUAUAAUCACGGUUGCGCUGUAUCUAGAGUUUCAGAAAUGAGUAACGAUGUAACCAAGAAGAAGGGAAAGGCAGUCGGGGAGAAAAAGACUAAAAGAAAAGCCAAGCGGAGAGAGACUUAUGCAGUGUAUAUCUAUAAAGUUUUGAAGCAGGUCCAUCCUGACACUGGCAUCUCCAGCAGAGCAAUGAGCAUAAUGAAUUCCUUCGUCAACGACGUAUUUGAGCGCAUUGCGACUGAGGCAUCUCGUCUGACCCAGUACAACAAACGCUCAACCAUCACCAGCCGAGAGGUACAGACCGCAGUACGACUCUUGCUACCUGGAGAGCUGGCCAAGCACGCUGUGUCAGAGGGCACCAAAGCUGUCACCAAAUACACUAGUUCAAAGUAGAAAAUGAGUGCCUCAAAUACUGCAAGAAUGCAAUUAAGGCUAUGGAUGCACCACUAAGUUUAAGUUGAAUCAUUAUUUUUGGAAAAUAAAUUCACUAAAUUGAUUUUUUGGGGGGGUUCCCCAUGAUUAAA